ACCGUUGACCUACAAAAUAGAUAGAUUUCAGUUUUCAGUUCUAUUUGCAAUAAUGCUUAACGCAUAAUCAAUGAUAAGGCAAAAUUAAAAAUUUCAUUUCUAUCGUAGUUAUCCCGCGAUAUAUAAUAAUUAUGAACUUUACACCGCUUAUCGCAAUUCCAUCUUUGACGUUUUGCUGACAGAAAUACGAUCAUAUAUGCCAACUGAUAAUGUGAAAGAACUGCCAUAUUUGGUUUGAUAUAACUGAAAAGGGAUUAAUUUUUACUACAGAUCAGAUUUAUCAUAUUUUUAAUGGAAGCGAAAAGACCGUCGUUAGAUUCUUUAGAUGAUAUUAUUUUAGAGCCAUUUUUAAAUGAUGGCUAUGCAGAACUUCACGAUGAUUUACAAGAAAACGUUUUCGAUUAUCAGGAAGAAACGCUAUACGAACAUAAAACACAUUGUUCGAAUAAUGGAAAAGUCAAUAAUGAUGUAAAUGAAUUAAUAGAAAAUAAGGGAGAUGAAAAGGAAAAAUUAAUUAAUAACAAUCGUGUUGAUAACGUGAAACACGAGGAAAUAAUAUCCGAAAAACAUUCUUUAAGGAAAAGAAAAGCGGAUUUUGAAAUGGUAAAUCAUUGUAAAAAUAGAAAAAUACAGGAGAAUUCUUUACGUAAAGAAUAUUUUAACAGAAACGGAGUUUAUGAAGCAAAAAGGGACGUAAAUAUCAACAGCCUCAGUUGUAAAAACUAUAUUUUUAUCUCACUUAAAAUUUCAGCUUUACUUUGUCUUCUGAGUAUUUUCAUUUAUUAUAUAUAUAUAUACUAUUUAUUUUAAAAUUUUAAAUGUGCUUUUAUAUUAAUAUAAAAUA
Messenger RNA from Centruroides sculpturatus (bark scorpion), 844 nucleotides. RefSeq lists its product as uncharacterized. The record is from RefSeq and is a predicted model, not a curated record. Lineage: Eukaryota; Metazoa; Arthropoda; Arachnida; Scorpiones; Buthidae. The transcript has 5 exons. Bases 292 to 810 code for a protein of 172 amino acids.